Messenger RNA from Xyrauchen texanus (razorback sucker), 1574 nucleotides. RefSeq names its product interactor protein for cytohesin exchange factors 1. Lineage: Eukaryota; Metazoa; Chordata; Actinopteri; Cypriniformes; Catostomidae. The transcript has 10 exons. Bases 6 to 833 code for a protein of 275 amino acids. The record is from RefSeq and is a predicted model, not a curated record.
UGAGCAUGUCGACUGAAAGAGGGGUGCCAACCCCGCUCUGCCAGGGCUUUCUGAAGAAACGUAAAGACAAACUGAAGCUUCGGUGGGUGACUUACUGGUUCAGACUUUACAACACAACGCUUUUUUUCUACACUAAGAAACAUGGGAGUGCUUUAGACCUCAGAGGACAUUAUUACAUAUAUGAGGUUCAGUCUGUGCGUGAGGUGAGCGGACCGGAGAACAAACGCUAUCUUUUUGAGAUCACCAUGAAAAACGGGAAGAAGAAAAUGCUGGCUGCAGAUUCAGCUAAUGUCAGACAGGUGUGGAUGAACCAGCUGUGGAAAGCCAUGCUGCUCAACGGACCUGACAGAACUAGACGUGUCACUAAUGGGGAGCAGGUGUCACCUGCAUCUCGGUCUAGCCUCUGUGAAAGCUCAUAUACUGAGACCAGCAGUACUGCAAUGGACAGUCGAUGCCUCUCUUUUGAUCAAGAGUCAUUCCAGUCCUUUGCUGGUGCUGAUGACACACAAAGUCCGCAAACAAACAGUAAAAUGGAGCAGAGUUCAGAGGAGGAUGUACUGCCAGACUUUGCCUGUGAUAUUCUUCCACCAUCAAAAUCCACUGAAGAAGCUGUCUAUGACACCCCCCCUUCCAAAUGGCCAGCCAGUGAGGGUGAGCAUGUGGUAACUGAUAGCAUCUAUGAUGUGCCAAACUCCAUAAUUAGAAAAAUGACUGAUCAUACAAUUGAAUUUCACAGCAGUAGUGGGAGGCCUGAGAGUGGUGGUCUUUUGAGUGACAUGAUAGCCUGUUUGGGCAGUGAAUCUGCUACCUGGGUCAAAACUGCUCCACUGUGAACCAUUUGUGAUCCUCAAUGACAUGAGUCACUUUGAGCAAGAUUAAGAUAAGUUUUUUAUUAUUUUGUUUUCUGUUUUGCAUCCACACUGUCAUCACUUAUGUUGAACAAUGGACAAAUAUGUUCAUUGUGCAGUGUUUAAUAAAUAAUAGGGAGUGGUGGUGGUGUAGUGGGCUAAAGCACAUAACUGUCAAUCAUAAGGUCCAUGAUUCGAUCCCCACAGCCACCACCAUUGUGUCCUUGAGCAAGGCACUUAACUCCAGGUUGCUCUGGGGGGAUUGUCCCUGUAAUAAGUGCACUGUAAGUCGCUUUGGAUAAAAGUGUCUGCCAAAUGCAUAAAUGUAAAUAAUAAAAAAAGCUGUUCUGUAUCUUCUAAACUAAAUAGGGAAGUGUCAAUGUCAGUUUUCCUCGGUCCUAUAUACUCAUUGUAAAUACAUUUUUGAAAAUCAAUGAACGUUUCAAAAUUAUGACAGAUGACAAAACUAUACACCGAUUAUUCAUGGUCUAGUGACCAUUUGGAAGCAGAAGAAUUGUUCUGCCCCAUUUUAACCACUUCCUGUGAUAAAUAAAGGGGCCAAAAAAGCAAGGGAGAUCCAAAUGACAGUUGGUUUUCUCAUUUAAUUUGCAUGUUCGGGAAACAGAAAAUCUGGAGAAAGCUAUUGAUCAUUUGAAGGUAGCUUACACCCGUUUUGUAGAUGAUGCCUUUGUCGCUCAACAACUUGCAUGACUGCUUUAUGUUUUA